AUGGGAGGACAAACAUUAGCCUUUUUAGCCCCCUAUGACUAUUAUGCUAAUAAAUCCGUCCAGUAUGUUUCAUUUAGCAAAGUAAGUGGUAAUAAAGGCAAGCCUGAGGAAAUUCCCCUGCCCUCGGUCUAUAAUCAGCAUCCCCAUUUAAUCCAUGAAAGUGUGGUUCAAGUUUUCUUUUUAAAUAAAUUAGUUCACACAGGCUUUUUAAAUCAGUUUUGGUUAGAGGAAAAAGGAGGCACCAAUCCAGAUGGCAAUAGCACGGGUAAAUAUCUCGUGCUGAAAUUUCUCAAUCAAGUUCGGGCUAAUCCGUCAGGUGGUUUUAAAGACAUUUUGGGAUUAAACGAAGAGGUUCCCAAAGAGCAACCCGAAAAUGAAGAAAGCACGAGAAGAAAAUAUAAAAAUCCGUCCAAGGGAGGAAAUAAAAAUAAGCCGUUAAUUACUCCUGAUUUACUAUAUGCUAAUACAGUCGAUUUAAAAUAUGACUUUUUGGAAUUUGCUAAUCGUUAUUGUAGUCCUGCCCUAGUUUUUCGUUUUCAGUAUUCUAAUGACUUAUUAAAUAAUUUGGCUAAUUGUAAUAAUAAAAGCCAUGAAUUAAGUUUAGAUUUAAAAUUUAAUAGUUUAGGAGUAUUGAUUAACAAGCCUGGUUCUUAUCAGGGAAAUUUGAGGUUAAGGAAUGAUACCACAGAUGGUUUUAUUAGUGGGGUUUUUCAAAAAGAAGUAUUUUUUUACGAAGAUAUUCAAAAAGAUUUAACCAAUCCUCAAUUAAAAUUAGUAGCCCCCGUUAAUCAUGCUGUUUAUCCAAUUUCAGAUGCUUCCAUUUCUGUGGGAGAUGAAAAAAUGGAAA
Scutellospora calospora is the source of this 847-nucleotide messenger RNA. NCBI's taxonomy places the organism in Eukaryota, Fungi, Glomeromycota, Glomeromycetes, Diversisporales, Gigasporaceae. The record is from the annotation of a GenBank genome assembly.